AUGGAGGCCACAGCUCGCAGGUCGUCUGGUCGUUUCCCAUCCUUUGCUUCGCUCGCUUUCCUAGGCUUCCUGUGUUUCUUCUUGUUUCUGUCUCCAGUCGACAGAGGAUCUUCUUUGGGCCACCUUCACCGUCGCAACACCCUGAUAUAUGGCCGACAAGAGGCUGAGCCAAUACCAGAGUCAGAGUCUGUGCUGCCGUCCUCUACUCUCCCAGUUGAGGAGUCUUCUUCGUUGUCGACUAUCCCAUCGAGUAGCAUCGUCCCUAGCAGCAGCACAGACAUCCCUUCUUCGUCCAUCACACCCUCCUCCUCGUCUCCCUCACCAAGCUCUUUAACGUUCUCCGAGUCCGAGCCGCCUUCAAGCGUUUCAUCACCAUCACCAUCAUCGAGCCCGUCUUCAAGCAGCUCCAGUGCACCAUCAACUUCGUCACCCCCGGAGUCCAGUACAAGCGAGUCUUUGAGUGCCAGCGCAGCCUCGAGCUCCACUAUCUCGAGCUCUCAAUCACCAAUGCGAACACAGGCCCAGACGACGCUGAUCGUGACUGAUAACCUACUCCGAAGCACAAGGCCUGUUGCACCCACACCCACCGCCCCGGAUGAUGAGAACGACCAAGAAGAAACUUCACCCGCAGACCAAGUAGGAGCGGCCUCGAAAGGGUUUUGGGGUAAUAAAGGGGCGGUAGCUGCAACAUUUACGAUUGUAUCGCUGUUGGCCAUCGGAAUUGCUGCGCUACUCAUCAUCCCGUACUUAAAGAGGCGCAGUAGAGCACGGGAAUUACGCCUCCACCGAGAGCUCUUCGGAGAAAAGCACGGCGAUAGUGGGUUUAGUCCAUCCCCGAGUGGAAGCGUUCACGAGACAAGUUCCAAUGGCGCAUCGCGUCCGGACGUUGUCUACGAUGACUCACGGUUCAGAGGAGCAACGGUUACUUCAGCGUACCCCUUCGCGGGGAGCAGCAACGCUAUCUCCUCUCAGCAGCAGCCAAGUCAAGAGCAGAAUAAUGUCGCGCCCUCCAGCUAUAAGCCACCUAAUUCCGCUCAUUCACACACUUCCGGCCAAACCGCGUAUUGGACCCCCAACGCCUCCCAGCAAUCCCUUUCGACCCAGCAACACCAUGGGUCGACAGCAGUGGCGUCUUCUUCUCACGGGAACCAGUAUAUGCUCCCUUCACAGGCACAAGCCCAGGCGCAAGCACAAGCGCAAGCGCAAACGGCUGUGGACGUUGUGAACUACGCGGCUGCGGCGGCGAAUACUAACUAUUACGGUCUAACCAGUUACGACACUGCGAAUUACGCUACCAACCAAGCAACGCACUACAACUACAACUACCCCGCUCAAAAUGGCUACUAUGACCCUGCAACAUAUGCUGGAGCUACCUAUGACACCUCCAACUACAAUGCGCACUAUACGACCUCUACUACUGCUGCUCCCAGUAGUCAACCGACCACCACAGCUACCUCGGCACCAUCCGCGUUCAAGAACCCUGUUGUUCGAGAGUCAUAUGAUUCAUUCUUUGGCUACAACAAUGGUGCUCAACCGCAACCAUCUGCUGGACAGGUAGCAUAA
This is a messenger RNA of Coprinopsis cinerea okayama7#130, 1563 nucleotides long. RefSeq lists its product as hypothetical. Lineage: Eukaryota; Fungi; Basidiomycota; Agaricomycetes; Agaricales; Psathyrellaceae. The transcript is spliced from 3 exons. The record is from RefSeq and is a predicted model, not a curated record. Bases 1 to 1563 code for a protein of 520 amino acids.